AUUUGUAUACAGUAUAUAAAAUUAUACAGCAUUCCUCUAUAGAUUCCUGUCGAUUUCCAUACGAAUCCGUCAAGAUGUCGUGUAUUAUGAGGUGCAACAACGCCGACCAGGAGGUCAUCAUCGACGAGCAGACUGGUCUCCCUAUCAAGAGCCACGACUACAAUAAAUUGUCAGGUGAAAAUCGUCGAAAUCAUAGUGAGAAGCCAUCUGUCAUCUACAAGCCUUCUACCACUGUCCCACAGAACACUCUUCUUGAGAUUCCUCCUCCUAAGGAGUUGGAGAACCCGAUUACUUUCAACCCAACUGUGGACACUUUCUUUGAUGCUGACAACAACAAAUUGGUUUUGUUGAUGGAACUUCCUGGUUUCAGCAGCACUGACAUCAAUGUUGAGUGUGGUUGGGGUGAAUUGAUCAUCAGCGGCCCUCGUAACAAGGAUGAGCUUUACGAGAAAUUCGGUAACAACUUGGACAUUCACAUUCGUGAGCGUAAGGUUGGUUACUUCUACAGGCGUUUCAAGCUUCCCAACAACGCCAUUGACAAGAGCAUUAGCGUUGGCUACUCUAAUGGUAUUUUGGACAUCAGGAUCGAGUGCUCUCAAUUCUCUGAGAUGCGCCGCGUUCAGAUUGACGCCAAGGCCUAAAUGACUGUACUUAUAUAAAAUAAAAUGGCAAUAAUAGCCGAAUGCUCAAUGUAGAUUACG
Babesia bovis T2Bo is the source of this 701-nucleotide messenger RNA. RefSeq names its product Hsp20/alpha crystallin family protein. Lineage: Eukaryota; Apicomplexa; Aconoidasida; Piroplasmida; Babesiidae. The record is from RefSeq and is a predicted model, not a curated record. The coding region runs from base 75 to 641 and encodes 188 amino acids. Gene Ontology annotation, biological process: protein folding; response to heat; response to salt stress. The transcript is spliced from 3 exons.